GAGUAAAACUUGGACUACUAGCGACAAAGUGAUAAAAAUAAGUGAAGUAUGGCAAGAACGGAGCCAGUGCCCCCAGCCCCACACGUCGGUAGUUUCUCUAUGGUGGACCCGGAUGACGACAUCACCGGAUUUCGUGACAGGGUGGAGCAAUUUUUUUUGCCGCCGGGACGCCGAAGGAGAAAAAAGUUGCGACGUUGAUUUCAAACCUACCAGUCGAGAUGUACAAAAACCUGAAGAAACUCAGCCAGCCGGAGCUGCCAAGUAAAAAAGAAGUUGACUGAAAUCUGGGAGAUACUGGAAAAUACUUUGAAAAGAAUUUUCAGGAAAAUUUUACAGUGAUUCACAUAAUUUAGAAUCUUCAGCUACCCAUCUGGACUUACAGGAAAUACGCGAUAGGUGUAGUCUGUGGAGGUUGUGCAAGAAAAUUAAUCAAAUAAAAUGUUUCGCAAACAUGGGAGAAAUGGUUGUCGUUCAAAUCGGGAUAGUGGUGUGGCAUCAAUCUCCAGUAUUCAGAGUGUCCAUGAUUCCUGCCGGAUGUUCUAUAAAAUUUACGAUCUCAUCGUAUGUGAGGAGAAGUACGUGAGAAUGCUGGAGAUCCUCACGUGUGACUACAAAAAGCAAUUUAUCCUUGCUAUGGAUCCCUAUCACUACUUUCCCAUUGACCUUACGUCCUUUCGUGCUCUCUGUGGGCAAGAGAGGAAGAUUUUCUUCUUCUUCGAGCAACUCCUACAGCUACAUCGGACCUUCUGUGAUCUCCUCCAUGAAUGCGAUGAUGCCGUGGAUAUUGGGAGGAUUUUCUACGAUUGGAUUGUCGAAGGGAAACUCGAUAUUUACAUGAAGCACUGGCUUCUAAAUCCCCUCAGACGAUUGGACGUUCAGCAAGAAUUUGAUGCAUUUAUGGAACAAUGUCGGGAUGAAAUAGAAAUUACAGGAGUGCAAGCUUAUUUAGCGCCGGAUAUUCACUUGAUGUACUACAAAAAGAUUCUUUCAUCUCUUUGUGAGAUUUGUGCCUCAACCGAAGACUUGGAGAGUCUUCAGACGGUUGAGCGCUCAUUGGGUGUACUUAAUACCUUCCUCGAUAGCUGCAAACUUUCCUCGAAUGCAAUGGAUAUGGAGAAUUUGGCUGCAGAUGUUGUUGCAAAUGGAAAAUGCCUCUAUCGUGGGGAAUUCGCAGCACGUGAAUAUGCAGAGGGGCUCAAGGAGAAGGUGAUCAUCUACCUUUUUGAGCGUGGUCUCAUUGUGGCAACACCGAAGAAAUGCCCCAAAAGUCACGCGGUCAAUGAUUUUUUCCACUCAUACUGUGAUCUUCGGCACAUUGAAGUGGCCCCGAUGGAAGCAUCCAUUCGGCUGAAGGACAUGACAUCGGGGAAGACGUACUACAGGUUAAAGAAGAAGCAGAGUACGUUUUGGAAGAACAAAGAUACCAGCAGUAUGGCGGAAAUUAUUCAAACUAUCUCCAUGCUGAAGGGGCAAGAAAACACAGAGACCUAUGGGAAAGAAUGGGGAGAUUCUCAGCCUCCAGUGGAGGCUAUUAACUACAAUCUUGUCCACCGGAUGCAAAUUCAAUCGUUCUCCUUGCGUCUCUACGGAUACUCACCUCAAUCAACACCGUCGUACAGUGAGAAAAAUCCAACGUAUGUGGAAGUCCACAAUGUUGCUGUAAUUGAGAAAUUCAUGUUACAGCAUCCCGUUCGAAUGAAAGAACUUUCACAAAGGAUGCGGGAGAAAAUGGAGCAAUUUGUGCGAAUUCAAGCCAUUGAUAGGGAACGUUAUGGGGAUUGGCAACAGCCCGGUGGCUGUGUGGAAAAUGACUGUGAUUCUGGAUCCGAUUCUAGUUUCGAGAUCUAAAAGUUAAAAAAAAAAGCUGCGAUAGUUGAAAGGAAAUUUUCAUUUAUUUUUUUUUUGGAGUGAUUUAUGGCUCUAUUUGCAUGAUCACCAUUGUGUGGAAAGAGCUCCUUUUUGCUAUUGAAGCAAUUUUCUCUGUAAUUAUGGCCUAAAGAAAUUUAAUUCUUCCCUCAAUUCGUGGAUAAAUGGGACUCAUCUUUCGUACAAAUGUCUCAAGAGCUGUGGCGUCAUCAAAUGGAAGGCUCCGUCCAGAAGAAUUCUGGGAAAUGAUAAGAAAAUCAAAGUUUUGGACAAAAAUAAAUGAAAAAAUCAAGAGAUAAAAACCUGGAAUUGAGUGAAGCCAUCUCCGCCCUUCCUGAGGAAUUCCGGAAUGAUAAUUUGGUACCAUUUGUGUGGCAUGAGAGGCUCAUAAUGGGGCACUUUGCAUGUGGAACAGAGAAUUUCAACUAAAGUGACUCUAUCGCCGGAAUUGUGGGAUAAAUCGUAAACAAUCCGAAGACCAGACACCUGGAGGAACUUCCCAUAUCCCCGGAUUCUAUUGUAGCCAUUCACGGAAUAUUCUAGGGCAUCCCUAACGGUGCUUCCGGACACAUUGACAACGACAAAAGUGUUCUCGUAGGGAAGAAUUGUUUUAACAUUGAAGACCUUCACUGGUCCAGCUUCAACGGAAUUCCUGAUGCUGCCACUUUGCAGGAGAACACCCACAACGUCUGACCACGAAUUAUUGCUGUGGCUAAAGUGUUGUGAUGCAAUGUAAGCAUCCAGGAUGGCAUCAGUAAUGAGAUUUCCCAUGUUGCAUUCCCCGAAUCGGCAUGAUUUGUAGUGCCCAUCGAGGUGGACGAUAGUUCUACCCACAACUGCCUCUUCCACCUCUCGCAGGGGAUGUGCAAAUGCCUCCACAAGUGCAAGAGCAUCAUCAUCCUGUUGGCCAUCGAGGAGGAUAGUGUUCCCGGACCAUGCGGUUAGUUGUUCGGCGGCAUUGAAGCUCAAUUCUAGUUGCCCCAGAAACUUCCCGUAGCGCCCUGCUUGAACAAUAAGCGUCACAUUGCCAUCACUGUCGCUUCGCACGGCAUGUGGGUAGCCACUGAGGAUACUCUCCCCACUGAGGUGCCCAUUGUGCAGGAGUGUGUGUGAAUGACCACCCACAAUUAGGGUGAUUCCGGGACAUUUUCGUGCAACUUCGAGAUCCUUCUCAAAACCCGAAUGUCCCAGAGCGAUGAUUAUUCCAAUGCCUGCUGCACGGAGUUUUCGUACUUCCUGUGACACGGCGGACACUUCAUCCAGGAAGAUUACCUCACUGUGAGUUUGGGAUGCCGUUGUGGGUGUCACGUAGCCCACAAGACCUAUUUUGUGACCGGAAAUCUCAAAAAUAAUUGAAGAUUUCACACGACGCAUCCCUGAAUCCAAUGGGAGGUCAGCAACGUCCAAAUUCGUCACGACAAUUGGGAAAUUGGCUUGAUUGAGAAAGGAUGAGAGGGGUGGAGUCCCAAAGUCGAAUUCAUGAUUGCCCAGAGUCUGAUAAAAAAAAAAUGUCGAAAUUUUAUUAAAUUAAUUAAAUAUUCCAGCUAAAUAAAUUAUUUUCAAAAUUUUUAA
Molecule: messenger RNA, 3438 nt
Organism: Lutzomyia longipalpis
Lineage: Eukaryota; Metazoa; Arthropoda; Insecta; Diptera; Psychodidae
Exons: 5
Coding region: 439-1848 (469 amino acids)
Molecular function (GO): guanyl-nucleotide exchange factor activity
Source: RefSeq, a predicted model, not a curated record